This is a messenger RNA of Haliotis rufescens (red abalone), 601 nucleotides long. RefSeq lists its product as uncharacterized. The transcript is spliced from 3 exons. Lineage: Eukaryota; Metazoa; Mollusca; Gastropoda; Lepetellida; Haliotidae. Bases 32 to 463 code for a protein of 143 amino acids. The record is from RefSeq and is a predicted model, not a curated record.
GUAGCAGUAGUAGUUGUGCAGUGUACGUGUAAUGUAUAUCACGAUGAGCAGGUUAUGUUUGAUGAUUCUCUGUCUACUGUGUCAUAUCUACAGCUGUUGCAGUUCCAAUGGCUGUGACAGUAUCCAUCACCGUUACUGUACUGUACUGGGUACUGUUGUGUCCACUGACGAAGUUAGGAUAAUUCUCUCCUGUGAUUCAUUGGAGAGUGGAGACCGUGUCACCUUGGUGUUGAGUGCUGGGGUAGCUACCGGUGCCCCGGUAUGCCACAGCCACACCCUCUCCCCCACAGUUGACACGUGGUACUGGUUCUGGUUGAUGACGUCCAUUUCUUGGGGGAUGUUGUUCCUUCGCCUGUCCUUCUGGAAAUCCCCAGCCGCUCUCUUGAAUCAUCACCACGUCCCCUACCCGAUCCAGGAACAGCAUGGAAUUCCCGAGGUCCACGGCGUGCUAUUGUGUUCCUAGACUGUACAUAGAUGUCCUCUUGCACCACGACUUCAGAUGAAUACGCCUGCAAUCAGACGGACAAGCAUUGUUACGGAACAUACUGCUUGGAAACAAUGCACAAACAAUGUACAGUUACACAGUGGACGCCAUUGGCUU